GGAGAGCAGCCUUUACCUUGAAAGCUGCACAGAACAUAUAAGCAUUGGGCAAACGCGAGCAGACUCCCGAGGACCUCCGACCAUUUAUCAUGGAUGUGCACGAAGAAGGUGCCUCUGAUCUAGCCCAGAACCUCAUCUCCCUGGCUGUAGAAGACAUUCGCGAUGGCCCGGAGUCUGCAAGGAUGCAGAGAAUUUUAGCUGAACCGAAGCUCGAGUUUGCUCUCGCAUGCAAGGAUCUCCUGACUGCCACCCGUGAACGAACUCUGAACACAUUUGUGCAGGUCUCAGUAGCACAUCCAGCAGAGCAAAGUUUGAUCAGAUAUGCUAACACCGAAGUAGUCGAGGGAACAAGAGACCCAGUGUUUCUAACCGGCGUGACGUUUCCUUCGGAGUAUCCCAUCUACGAGGAAACUAAAAUAAAGCUAACGGUGUAUGAUGUCAAGGAGAGACCUCAAGAAACCGUCGUUCCAGAAGCCAAUGAGCCAAGAACAAACAUUGAGAAAAGUCUCCUGGGCUGCAGUACCUUUAAAGUAAGAGAUCUGGUAAAAUCAAAGGAGCAACAGCUGUCUCUUAAUCUCAAAACCUUAAAUGGUGGAAAGAAAAUCGGUAAUAUCGAAGUCAAUUUGUUGAAGAUGGGGGAGAUACAGAAUGGGGAAGCAGCAGAUCACAUUACAACAGAUGCACAAGGACAAAAGUGUUCUUUGGUUUGUGAAUGCUCGGCACCAGAGGCAGUUAGCGGAAGUGACAAUUUACCUCUACUAAACACAGUGCUAAAGAAUCCCAUCUAUAAGUUUUACAGAUUCCCGUCAGCUGAUAACAAGUGGAUAUGUGUCCGAGAGCAGAUGUCGGAGAGCUGCAUGUCUUUUCAUAUCCCGAAACAACUUCUUACCCUUUACUUAAAAGAAGACACCCAAAGAAUCGAAGAACUUAAAGAGUUGGGUGAGCUAUCACCACACUGGGAUAAACUGCGUCAAAGCGUUAUCACUCAUUACGAGGAGAUGGUUUGUGUCUACCAGGAAAACCUUACAGAGUUGGAGAAAUAUACAGGGUCUUCUUUCAAAUCCAGCUGUAGUAAAGGAGAAAAGAGUCUAGAAUUUGUUCCAAUUAAUCUACAUUUGCAAAGAAUGCGUGUUCACAGCCCAAAGUUAAAAGAUGCCCUGUAUGAUGUCAUUACCAUUGGAGCCCCCGCAGCACAUUCUCAGGGAUUUAAGAAUGGUGGUCUCAGAAGACUGCUUAGUAGGUUCGAGACAGAAAAGAGAAAUACUGGGUACCAAUGUAUUUACUAUUCACCAGAGAAAACAGCCAAGGCAAAAGAAAUUCUUAGUAGCAUUCAUCAUCUCCAACCUCUUAUAACAAGCCAUACAGACCUCCUGCUUAAUUCAGCAAGACAGCACUCUGUGGACAGCCUGAAGAGUUCUUUAAAGGCGCUCUCGGAAACGACAGAGUUAUUUGUUCAUUCAUUUAAGGACCAACUUGUAAGCAAUGCUCUUUUGGCUUUAUACACAGCCCGGCCAGGCUGUGCUAAUAAAAAGCUUACAGACCCUCAAAGUGACACAGGUGGAAGUGAUUCAGAUGGCCCAGAGUACGCACAGCCAAUAACGCGGCAGGAUUCCAUACCCCACCACUCCGAAUACGACGAGGAGGAAUGGGAUAGGGUGUGGGCCAAUGUAGGAAAGAGUUUACAUUGUAUUAUUGCCAUGACGGACAGGCUACUUGAACAAAGCAACAGCACAAAUGAAAACAGACUGGAUGGCUCCGCUGCAGACCUCAUCACGUCACACAUAAAUGAAGACUGGCACGAACAACUUUAUCCUCUGGUAAUCACGCUGAAAGAGUGCGUGGAAGAAGUGGUGGACAGGGCGCAGAAGUCAAUGACGUUUGUCGUAUUCCAAGAGUUGGCGUGCGGCUUGCCGCUGUGCUUACAGCUCACCUUUCGAAGAGACGUGGUUUUCAGCCAAGCACUUUCUGGACUAGUCUGUGGGUUUCUAAUCAAGAUACAUUCAAGUUUACACAAUCACAGCUUUCUACAGCAGCUGCACACUGUAGGAUUGCUUGUGCAAUACGAAGGUCUUCUGAGCACAUACAGUGAGGAGAUUGGCAUGCUUGAAGAUAUGGCCGUUGGUAUUUCAGAUUUAAAGCACGUAUUAUUUAAGAUAACAGAAGCCAAAUCAGAUGACUUCCUGCCAGUUGUUACUGGAAGACGCGGGUGCUUUGUGGUAGAGAUCAAACUUCCCACAAAAAUGUUUGAGCUGCUACCUCAAGGAAUUAAAGAUGGCAAAAUGCUGUCGGUCUACCCGGUGUUUUUUAAUGUCGGCAUUAACGAACAGCAAACAAUUGCCGAAAGAUUUGGCGAUACCUCUUUACAAGAAAGUAUUAACCAAGAGAACGUGGAACACUUGAAAGAAUAUUAUAGGCUUUGUACAGAAAAAAGCACUCCAGACUGCCUCCAGUUAUUCCAGGAACAAAGUGACUUGAAAGAACUUCUUGAAAACCUUCACCAAAACACACAAGCCAAAAAGAGGAAAAACGUUGAGAUCAUGUCAUUGGCAGCUACUAUUUGCCGCAAAAUGAACGGCGUUCGAUUCACAUGCUGUAAAAGUGCCAAAGACAGGACCUCUAUGUCGGUAACAUUGGAACAAUGCUCAAUCUUAAGAGAUGAACAUGACCUACACAAAGACUACUUCAUCCGGGCACUUGACUGUAUGAGAAGAGAAGGAUGUCGCAUAGAGAAUGUGCAGAAGAAUAUCAAUUGCAGGAAAUAUGCAUUCAACGUGAUACAGCUGCUGACUUUCCCAAAGUACUACAGACCGCCAGAUGGGACCUAUGGAAAAGUUCACAAUUGAUUAUAGGGAAUGUUCUAACACAAAUCUGCACGUUGUCACAUAUCACGGACUGUACUUCACAGUCUGGAGUACAUAUAACAAGGCAUUCACAAGCAAUGGAUGGUUUUUAGAGGCACAUGUGGGAGCAUAGAUUUACUGUUGCUGUUUGUAAUAUAGGAGAUUUAUUCGAGAUUAGUGUAAAGGUUGCAAUUGGGCAGGGGUGCUGAACUCGACCUUGAGUGCCACACAAAUCGAUACCAAAGACAGGUGAUUCUGUCGAUUCCAGUGAGCUAAACAGUUGUAGGUGUUCAAGCUGCUCAUUCUUUAUGCAACCAUCAAUGCUGGGGGAUUUUUUUGUGGAAUCACAAUCCCAUGUAAUAUAAAAGGUCACAGGGGCAUACACUGGCCAAGUGUUAAAGCUAUCUAUGUCCUAGCUGGUUUAUCAACUGCUGUUGAAAUUAUUUAUUU
Messenger RNA from Spea bombifrons (plains spadefoot toad), 3290 nucleotides. RefSeq names its product inositol polyphosphate-4-phosphatase type II B (gene INPP4B). The coding region runs from base 90 to 2843 and encodes 917 amino acids. Gene Ontology annotation, molecular function: phosphatidylinositol-3,4-bisphosphate 4-phosphatase activity. The record is from RefSeq and is a predicted model, not a curated record. Gene Ontology annotation, cellular component: cytoplasm. The transcript is spliced from 23 exons. Lineage: Eukaryota; Metazoa; Chordata; Amphibia; Anura; Pelobatidae.